AUGUUAUUUUUAUUAAAUAUUUCAUAUUUAUUAAUAAAUCUAAUAUUAAUUCAGUUUCUAAUCAAAUCUAUCAAAACCGAAUGGCCAUUAAUAAAUUCUUCAUCCAUCAAAAUCUUAGGUCUUUUUCCAAAUCAAUUAAAUAACUCCACUCCAACAACAUUAUCAAUUCAAUGUGAAGCAAUGUUUAAAUCAGCAAUAAUUCUUUCUCAACAAAAUAAUAUCAAACUUCAACAAGAAUUUAUAAACUAUGAAAUAUUUUCAACGGAUAAUAAUCUAAUAAAUAUUCUUUCCAAUACAUGUCAAAUCAUAUCUUCAUCAAAUAUCAUUGGAAUUAUUGGACCAGCAUAUUCAAAAGAAUCACAUUUUCUUGCACCAUUUGCUGAGAAAAUAGGUCUUCCAAUCAUAUCAUACAGUUCAACUGAUCCAAAAUUAUCAAAUCAUCAAAUUUAUCCAUCAUUUUAUCGUACAAUAUCAUCAGAUAAUUUAUUUGCAUUAGCUAUUGUUCAACUUUUUCUUAAAUUCAAUUGGAAAUCAUGUAAUAUUAUUUAUCAAAAUGAUCAAUAUGGAAUCAAUGGAAUCAAUGAAAUCAAUAAAAUAUUUAAUAAUUAUAAUAUAACGAUAAUUAAUAAAAUUCUAUUUGAUGUUCUAACUGAAUCAAUUGAAAAUAAUAAUUUCAAAAAUAUUUUAUUAACAAGUUCAUCAAGAAUUGUUCUUUUAUGGACAAAUAGAAAUUAUACAAAUCUUAUUCUACAAAAUGCUAUUGAUUUAGAUAUUCUUAGUCCACAAUUUAUUUGGUUAUUAACUUCAAAUAUUUCAUUAACUUCACUCAACAAUCUAACAUCAACAUCAACAUCAACAUCAACAUCGAAUAAUAAAUUAAAUGGAUUAAUUCUUAUUGAACCAUUUAUUGAUCUAAAUAAUAUUAAUCAAACUUUAUUAAAUCAAGCCUAUGACAUUUGGAAUAAAUAUGAAUCGAAAACAUUUCCUGGAAUAAAUUAUGUUGAUUAUUAUGCAUUAUUUACAUUUGAUGCAACAUGGUUAUUAAUUCAAUCAUUAAAACAAUUAUGUUCCACUUAUUCCAACUCAUCUGCGUGUAUUCAAUUUCUGAAUAAUUCAUUUUGUUUUAAUAAAUAUUUUAUUAAUUCCAACAAAUUAUUUGAUCUCAUUAAUAAUUUAGAUUAUUUUGGUGUCACUGGCAAAAUUCAAUUUAAUCAAAAUCAAACAGAUCGAAUUGAGGGAAUAAAUUAUAUUUUAAAAAAUAUUCAAAUCAUUUCAAAUCAUUUAAAUUUUCUUCCUGUUUUAAUUUGGUCUUCGACAACAAAUUGGACAUUAUAUUCACCCACAAGUCUGAUUAUAUGGCCUGGAAAUUCUUUAAUUAUUCCAUCUGAAUAUCCAUCAUUGUCAGGAAUUAAUUUAAGAAUUGCUCUAAUUCAAACAUCACCAUUUACAAUGUUAACACAACAAAUGAAAGAAGAGACGAAUGAAACGAAAUUAAUUGGUUAUAUUCCUGAUCUUAUUGAUUUAUUAACAAAUCAAAUGGGUUUUAUUCCAAAUCUAACAUUAAUUACAAAUCAAACAUUUAAUCAAAUUAUAAAUUCAGUUUCAAAUAAUCAAUUUGAUUUAUUUAUUGCACAAACAACAAUAACAGCGAAAAGAAGUUAA
Molecule: messenger RNA, 1662 nt
Organism: Adineta steineri
Lineage: Eukaryota; Metazoa; Rotifera; Eurotatoria; Adinetida; Adinetidae
Source: the annotation of a GenBank genome assembly